Messenger RNA from Alternaria rosae, 1114 nucleotides. RefSeq names its product endo-1,4-beta-xylanase I precursor. Gene Ontology annotation, molecular function: hydrolase activity, hydrolyzing O-glycosyl compounds. NCBI's taxonomy places the organism in Eukaryota, Fungi, Ascomycota, Dothideomycetes, Pleosporales, Pleosporaceae. The record is from RefSeq and is a predicted model, not a curated record. Gene Ontology annotation, biological process: xylan catabolic process. The transcript has 4 exons. The coding region runs from base 252 to 935 and encodes 227 amino acids.
GCCCGGCAUAGUAGUGUCUCUCCUAUCGCAGCACUUGAUCUACAUCCUAGCUGCUAAGAGACGGACGGCCGUAGUGAUGGCGAGAAUGUUUGUCUUGGUCCCGCCAGCAGAACCGGGGCUACCCCAUUGAACCACCAAGCCGCGGUGUGGAGUGGAGCAAAGGCAUAUAAAGCCAUCUUGAGUCGCCUCGUAGAUCACCACCACGAUCAAACAUCUCCUUCGCUUCCUACAACAAGCAACUCAUAUUCAAGAUGGUCUCUUUCACCUCGCUCGUCACCGCUGCCAUUGCGGCCACUGGCGUUUUCGCUGCUCCCGCCACUGAUGUAGCUGCUCGUUCGUCUGGCGAUCUCGUCGCCCGCCAGAGCACUCCCAACGCUGAGGGAACGCACAACGGCUGCUUCUACUCUUGGUGGACUGAUGGUGGAUCUCGCGUCACAUACACCAACGGUGCUGGCGGCAGCUACAGCGUCAACUGGGGAAGCGGUGGCAACUUCGUCGGUGGAAAGGGAUGGAACCCUGGAUCCGCCCGCACCAUCACCUACUCGGGCUCCUACAACCCCAACGGCAACUCCUACCUUGCCAUCUACGGCUGGACUCGUAACCCGCUCGUCGAGUACUACGUCGUUGAGAACUUCGGAACUUACGACCCAUCUUCCCAAGCCCAGAACAAGGGUACGCUGACCGCUGAUGGCUCUUCCUACAAGAUCGCCCAGUCGACCCGUACCAACCAGCCAUCCAUCGAUGGAACUAGGACCUUUCAGCAGUACUGGUCUGUUCGCCAGAACAAGCGUUCCAGCGGAUCUGUCAACAUGAAGACUCACUUUGACGCCUGGGCCAGCAAGGGCAUGACCCUUGGUAGCCACUACUACCAGAUCGUCGCCACUGAGGGUUACUUCUCCACUGGCUCCGCUUCCAUCACCGUCAACUGCCCGUAAGCUUGUCGUUGCGGAAAGACCCGACUUCCUGAGGCGGUGACGCAGAUGUUGUGAAGGUGUGAAGGUGUAAGGGUGUGAUGAUGUCCAAGAUCGUUCACUUCGCUGGCGGCUUCUUUACUGUAAAUAUUAUCUUACGCUGGCCUGCCAGCACAAAAAUGUCAAACUUUUGCCAUUCCCCA